Molecule: messenger RNA, 1399 nt
Organism: Coffea arabica (coffee)
Lineage: Eukaryota; Viridiplantae; Streptophyta; Magnoliopsida; Gentianales; Rubiaceae
Product: protein CANDIDATE G-PROTEIN COUPLED RECEPTOR 2
Biological process (GO): G protein-coupled receptor signaling pathway
Cellular component (GO): plasma membrane
Molecular function (GO): G protein-coupled receptor activity
Source: RefSeq, a predicted model, not a curated record
UGCAGAAGAAGCUGAGUAGUUAACCACUUCCUCAACUCUCUCCUUUCAUCAUGUUCCAUUACCCAACCCACCCAGUAAAGCUCCCACUUAAUUCCCCGUCAUUUUUUUUUUAUUUUGGCUGAGAAAAAUCAGUAUUUGUAAUAUCAUUUUUAUAUAUAGAUUAGGGCUCUUUAAUUGAUUAGUUGUUGAAAUUUCGCUAAUUUCCGGUGAUGAUCAAUGUCAAAAUUGAGGGGAAUCUCCUCGAUCGCUCCGGUAGGAGGAGCUGACGCCGGCGAAGGGGAUCAUCAAUAUAUAAUCUUCCGGGGGUAUCACGGCUUGUUCUUCUCUCCCUCCUCUCCCUCCUCUUGCCAUGGAUUCUGGCAUAACGCGGCUCUUGUAGUGCCGUCGGCGUUGUUUAUAGCGUACCUAGGGUUUCAGGCGAAGCGGAAUAUCAAGAAGCUUGGACAUGGCAGGUCUUACGUCAUGAUUGUGUAUUAUGUUCUCCUAUGGUCCGCUGCUGUUCUUAAUCUCACUUGGUCCUCUUUUCAGGUAUGGCAGUGUGUUCCUGAGAAAGAUGUUGCAUGGAACCUAUUGUCAUUAUCCACAGCUUCUCUAUUGCUGUGUCUGGAAAUUAGCAUAGUGGCUUUUUUGCUUCAAGACAAUUAUGUUAGUGGCUUGGAGACUCUAGCACAUACUUUCAUGGUUUCGGGUGCCAUUGUUGGUGUAGAUGCUUUUGUCAAGGUAAUAUGUAUAUUUGGACUUGGGGUUCCACUAUUCAUUGAUGUAGAAAUUACACAUAGAGGAAAAUGGUUCAUCUGGUUCACCUACAGACUAGUGCUUUCAGCUGUUUAUGCUUAUAUAUUGUUUGUGCAUUAUUCAAAGUGGAGAGAUAAGCUGCCACCAAAACCGGCAUUCUAUAAUUAUGUUAUUAUGUUGUUCAUCUUUAAUGCAAUAGCAUUAUGUGCAUGCGGAUUUGCUGGUAUUGGUGCUGGCUUUGGACUUUGGCUGUACAAUUUUUCUGUCGUAUGCUAUCACUCGCUUUAUCUUCCUUUUCUGUAUGUUACUUUCCUGGCCGACUUUUUCGAGGAAGAAGAUUGGCUUCUAGAUAAUGCAUAUUAUUCAGAGAUGAAAGACGCGGGAUUUUUUGACUCAGAAUGGGAUUAGGUAACUUGUUAACUUGUAAAUGACAAUGGCUUUGGAUAGUCCUUGUAAAUAGAUGCUGGCUAACGACUACCCUACUGCUGCUGCUAAGAAUUGUAGGAAAUCCACAGAAGUAUCGCUUCUUAUUGAAUAAUGUAAUGUUUAAUGUUUUUCUUGUCACGUCUUAAGUCAUAAAUAAAGUGACCUUGCCAUGUAAAAUUUGUUAAUCACCUCUUAGAACUUCACUAACAAUUUGAGCAUUGCCUGUAGUUGCAAUUAC